This is a messenger RNA of Nakaseomyces glabratus, 1287 nucleotides long. RefSeq names its product dolichyl-diphosphooligosaccharide-protein glycotransferase (gene WBP1). Gene Ontology annotation, cellular component: endoplasmic reticulum membrane; oligosaccharyltransferase complex. The record is from RefSeq and is a predicted model, not a curated record. Lineage: Eukaryota; Fungi; Ascomycota; Saccharomycetes; Saccharomycetales; Saccharomycetaceae.
AUGAAACUACUGUUCAUUAACCUGUUUCUGGCCCUUCUAUCCACCUUGGCAAGAGCUGCCAGUAUUAACGGUGGACGUACCUUAGUGGUUUACGAUCAACGUCAAAAUGAUAUAGAGAACUACUCUGAUUAUUUGGAUAGUCUAAAAGGUCAUCAAUUGACCGUUGAUGUCAUCGAAAUCAGUGAUAAAUCCGUUAAUGUGGAGCUAUUUGACGCCGGGGAGAAGAAAUAUGAUCACUUGAUAGUUUUCCCAGCUACCACUAAGAGUCUGAAUAAGCGUCUAUCCAUGAACCAUCUUUUGAACUUCUACGAAAAUGGCGGUAAUAUCAUGACUCUGUAUUCUCCAAAGUCAGCCACCGAGGCCAUUCGUCUAUUUUGGGCUCAAUUGGGUGUACACUUACCAGCAAAGGGUUAUACCACCGUUGAUAACUUCCAAGAUGAAUCCCAAGCUUUGAGAUUACCACUUGUCUCUGUCAAUAAGGAAGUCUACCAAUCUACGUCUGCCGAGGAAGUCAUUUUUGGAGAAAGUACAACUGCAUUGCUAGAAGGUAACGAAUUGGUUAUUCCAGUUAUUCCAGCUGGUAGAAAAUCUUAUGUUAUCAAUGCAAAGGACGAUAUUUGGUCUACUGGCCCUCAAGGUUUUUCUGUAGUCGGUCAUCAAAACUAUAAAAAUGCUCGCUCCUUGUGGAUUGGUAGCAGUGACGCUUUCCUAAAUGAGAACUUUGAUACCAAUGCCAAAUUCUUGAAUGAAAUAACCAGAUGGGUUUUCGGUGAGAAGGCCGUCAUUAAAACAAGCAAAGUAUCCCACUCACAUGUGAAUGGAUUGACGUAUGAUGAAAAGCCUUACAAAGUGACUGAUGAGAUCGUUUACGAGAUCUCCUUUAGUGAAUGGAACGGUGAGAAAUGGGUCCCAUUUGAGAGAGAAGAUAUUCAAUUUGAACUAAGACAAGUAGACCCAUACUACCGUAUAACUAUGGAACCAAUCAAUAGAACAAACGAUUCCAUUAUCUACACCACAGGCGUAUUUAAACUACCAGACCGUCACGGUAUGUUCACCUUCUUAACUGACUACAAGAGACCUGGUUUGUCUUUUGUGCACGAAUCUGAUGUCAGAGCUAUCCGUCAUCUAGCUAACGAUGAAUAUCCAAGAAGUUGGACUAUUUCCAACUCUUGGGUCUAUCUAAGUGCAAUCUACGGUACUAUGCUAGUUUGGAUUGCCUUCGUAGUACUAUUUGUAGUCUCCUCGAAGAAAGACACCACUGUGUCUGUCGAGAAAAAGACUGAAUGA